Trichoplusia ni (cabbage looper) is the source of this 1806-nucleotide messenger RNA. Its product is annotated as alpha-(1,3)-fucosyltransferase C-like. Bases 354 to 1556 code for a protein of 400 amino acids. The record is from RefSeq and is a predicted model, not a curated record. Lineage: Eukaryota; Metazoa; Arthropoda; Insecta; Lepidoptera; Noctuidae. The transcript is spliced from 2 exons. Gene Ontology annotation, cellular component: membrane. Gene Ontology annotation, molecular function: alpha-(1->3)-fucosyltransferase activity.
AAGUAAAUAUAGAUUACGAGCCCCCCACUUUAUCCACGUGACGUGUUAGCAUGUUAUCGUAUUCGGACUAUAGGGAGUACAACGAUAACGAAACGGUUGCUCCAACUAAGCACACUGCUAUUUUAAGUAGGGACAAAAACACAUCAGCUUAUUCGUUAUGUUAAAUGUUGUUGCCGGCCUUUCAAGCCAACUGACCCAAACACAAGCGCAUUUUACAAAAUGAUUAUAGAUUUGACGCACUGAUAAACGAUUACAUUGAGCCAGUUGACAUAAUUUCAUUGUCAGUCACCAUGAUAAAGGCGAACACGGCAGACUCCCGCUAGCUCGCAGUCAACACAGAAUAUUUCACGGAAAUGUUGCUGCCUUCACGGAAAGUUUUUUACUGCAUACUUCUAGUGUUAAUGUCAUUGGUAUCCUAUCACGCGUUUAAGACAUAUAACUUCACUAACAUCAUAUCGUUUGACUACAAAUCGUCUGUAACAUUAAAGAAAGUGAUUGAAAAUGUAGCAGGUGCUAGUAAAAGUGAUAUGAAGUAUAUAUUACAGUGGACUUCACCGACAAAUGUGCCCUUUGUGUACAUGGGACAGGGACAGGAGGGCUUCAUUGACAGAAAAUGUCCUUAUACAAAUUGUUUCGUGACGGCAGACAGAUCGUUCCUCAGCGAUCAUUCAAAGUUCGACAUCAUUGUUUUUGCUGGACCUGAAGCAGUGGGAUUAUAUAGUUUACCAACAAAUAGAUCCCCUCACCAAAAAUAUGUGUUUGCGACAAUAGAAUCUUCACACAAUUAUCCUGUGUGUUCGAAUCGUUUUGAUGGGUACUUUAACUGGACGUGGACGUACAAUUUAGACUCUGAAGUGCAGUGGGGUUAUUUUGCUAUCCGAAAUAGCAAUGGUGAUAAAGUUGGACCAAAGAAACAAAUGCAUUGGAUGAAGUUAGAAGACAUGGACCCUGUCAGUGAAGAGUUUAAGAAUGGGCUUAAAACAAAAACCAAAGCUGCUGCGUGGUUCGUUUCUAAUUGUUACACUGCAAGUCAUAGAGAAGCCCUUGUAAAGGAAUUAAAAUCAGAAAUGAACAAAUACGGCAUGGACCUUGAUGUAUACGGAAAGUGUGGUGAUCUAAAAUGUCCAAACCAAAAUGUGAAGGACUGUGAUAAGCUUCUAAAAGAUACGUAUUAUUAUUAUUUGUCAUUCGAGAAUUCUUCUAGCGAAGACUAUGUAACGGAAAAAUUAUUACACGCUUUGGAAAAUGAUGUGGUGCCUAUAGUGUAUGGAGGUGCUAAUUACACUCGAUUUAUGCCAGAUGGAAUUUAUCUCAACGCUAAAGAGCUAGAUGUGAAAACACUAGUAUCAAAAAUGAAUGAAGGUAUCACAAACGCCGACAAAUAUGCAGAGUAUUUCAGGUGGAAGAAUCAUUACUCUUAUCACAGGCAAUUCGAAAGUUCUGACACUGAUCCUUACUGCUUAUUUUGCACUCACUUAAACAACGAAGAAAUGGUUAAUAAAACUACAAUAUACAAAGACUUUCGUAAAUGGUGGGAUCCUCCUGAGCGUUGCUGAGAUUCCACUGGGCAUGAUACUAAAGAUUUUAUUAAAAGGAAAUGCUGAUCAAAUUUGUCUUUUGACGGUCAACAGGUUCAUUAUUUGGCAAGAGUGUCAAAAUGGUAGUCAACAAAAAAAAAGGUUUUUUGCAAUGGGCAUGCAUGAGACAAGAGUGGCUUACAAUAUUCGUGCCAAAGUUUGUUAACGAGGACUUUGCAUAUAUAUGUGCCAUAGGCUUUGUCGUAAAAUAAAGAUUUAAAUGCUCUUU